AUGUCUUCUGUGUUUGAUUUUUAGUCAGACUCGGACCCGGCGCAGGCUUCAGUGGUCGCCGUGGAUCAGGAGCCUGAGCGCUUUGGUCCGACGCGGUUAAAGACGCGGGCUGAGCAUCCGGUGACAGGACGCAGUUCUGCCGGGGACUCUGAAGAUAGACGCUCUGAGCGGCCGGAUUCAUGGUCGUGGAAGCCAGGCCCAUAGUAGGCGAUGUCAGGCGUCCGACCUCCGAUCAUGAACGGGCCCCUGCAUCCCCGGCCCCUGGUGGCACUGCUGGACGGCCGGGACUGCACGGUCGAGAUGCCCAUCCUGAAGGACGUGGCCACGGUGGCCUUCUGUGAUGCACAGUCCACGCAGGAGAUCCACGAGAAGGUGCUGAACGAGGCAGUGGGCGCGCUGAUGUACCACACCAUCACGCUGACCCGCGAGGACCUGGAGAAGUUCAAGGCCCUCCGGAUCAUCGUCCGGAUCGGCAGCGGCUUUGACAACAUUGACAUCAAGUCGGCCGGGGACCUAGGCAUCGCUGUCUGCAAUGUGCCGGCAGCGUCUGUGGAGGAGACCGCGGACUCCACCAUGUGCCACAUCCUCAACCUGUACCGCAGGACCACCUGGCUGCACCAGGCGCUGCGGGAGGGCACGCGCGUCCAGAGCGUCGAGCAGAUCCGGGAAGUGGCUUCUGGAGCCGCCAGGAUCCGUGGGGAGACCUUGGGCAUCAUCGGACUAGGCCGCGUGGGGCAGGCGGUGGCGCUGCGGGCCAAGGCCUUCGGCUUCAACGUGCUCUUCUAUGACCCCUACCUGCCGGAUGGCACGGAGCGGGCACUGGGGCUGCAGCGGGUGAGCACCCUGCAGGACCUGCUGUUCCACAGCGACUGCGUGACCCUGCACUGCGGCCUCAACGAGCACAACCACCACCUCAUCAACGACUUCACCGUCAAGCAGAUGAGACAAGGGGCCUUCCUGGUGAACACGGCGCGGGGCGGCUUGGUGGACGAGAAGGCGCUGGCGCAGGCUCUGAAGGAGGGGCGCAUCCGCGGCGCGGCCCUGGACGUGCACGAGUCCGAGCCCUUCAGCUUUAGCCAGGGCCCCCUGAAGGAUGCACCCAACCUGAUCUGCACCCCACACGCGGCCUGGUACAGCGAGCAGGCGUCCAUCGAGAUGCGCGAGGAGGCUGCCCGGGAGAUCCGCAGAGCCAUCACAGGCCGCAUCCCUGACAACCUGAAGAACUGUGUCAACAAGGACCAUCUGACAGCUGCCACCCACUGGGCCAGCAUGGACCCAGCUGUCGUGCACCCUGAGCUCAAUGGGGCUCCGUACAGCAGGUACCCCCCGGGCGUGGUGGGAGUGGCCCCCAGCGGCAUUCCAGCCGCUGUAGAAGGCAUUGUCCCCAGCGCCAUGUCCCUGUCCCAUGGUCUGCCCCCCGUGUCCCACCCGCCCCACGCCCCUUCUCCCGGCCAAACCGUCAAGCCCGAGGCGGAUAGAGACCACGCGAGUGACCAGUUGUAGCGCGGACGGAGCUCUGCAGCCUCGGCGUCCUCGGCCGGGCGUGUGUGGAGGAGGCGCCCGCAGCGACCACGGCGCUCCAGAGACUGUCCCGGCGACAGGCGGCGACAGGCGGCACCGGCCUCCCCGCGUCGACUGUAGUAGUCCCAUCCCAAGGGCCGGCCGCUGCCCUGUGUCCUUUGCGUCCUCGUUAAGCAAAAGAAGUUAGUAGUUAAUUCUAUCAUGGAUGUCCUCGUCGUGUGCGGUCUUUAGAGCAUCACAAAGGAUUUGUUUGCUUAGCUGCCAACAGACAAGGCCUGAGGGGCAUCAGCAGGUCACUUCAGGUUAUUCCCUUUGUGCGCUGGGACGUGCCCGGAGCGAGGCAGCUGGCAAACUUCUCAGGACAAUGAAUCCUCCCGUUUUUCUUUCUACGCCACGCAGUGCAUUGUUUUUUCUACCUGCUUGUCUUAUUUUUAGAAUAAUUUAGAAAAACAAAACCAAGGCUGUCUUUCCCGAUUUUGGCAUGAACCCCGUGUUCCAAGUGAAGGCGGCCUCGCGCAGCGGCCGGCAGGGGCGAGCGGCAGGUCUGGCCGCCGGCGUCUGUCGUGGGUGUGAUGGCGCGGUCCGGCCUGCGCGGGUGCCGUCCUGCUGAUGUGGUAGGCUAGCAAUAUUUUGGUUAAAUCAUGUUUGUGACUGUAACCAUUUGUAUGAAUUAUUUUAAAGAAAUAAAAACCCCAGAAAGAGC
Pteropus alecto (black flying fox) is the source of this 2224-nucleotide messenger RNA. It is a transcript of the gene CTBP1, whose product is annotated as C-terminal binding protein 1. Bases 211 to 1503 code for a protein of 430 amino acids. NCBI's taxonomy places the organism in Eukaryota, Metazoa, Chordata, Mammalia, Chiroptera, Pteropodidae. The record is from RefSeq and is a predicted model, not a curated record. Gene Ontology annotation, molecular function: NAD binding; oxidoreductase activity, acting on the CH-OH group of donors, NAD or NADP as acceptor; transcription corepressor activity. The transcript is spliced from 9 exons.